This is a messenger RNA of Pestalotiopsis fici W106-1, 2016 nucleotides long. RefSeq lists its product as uncharacterized. Gene Ontology annotation, molecular function: DNA-binding transcription factor activity, RNA polymerase II-specific; DNA binding; zinc ion binding. The record is from RefSeq and is a predicted model, not a curated record. Lineage: Eukaryota; Fungi; Ascomycota; Sordariomycetes; Amphisphaeriales; Sporocadaceae. The transcript has a single exon. Gene Ontology annotation, biological process: DNA-templated transcription; regulation of DNA-templated transcription. The coding region runs from base 1 to 2016 and encodes 671 amino acids.
AUGGACGAUUCACAGGUGGAAAGUGCCCAGGUUAGUAGUCAGGACCACGGGUGCCGCGGUCGGAUUCCCAAUGCGUGUACAGCCUGUCGGACUCACAAGAUCAAAUGCGGCGGUAGUCAGCCCUGUUCCUCCUGUGCUAAGCACGGACGCGAAUGUCUCUACGCGGUACUCAAGCCACGAGGUCGCAGGAAGAAGCUACAUCGUGAGGUCUCUUCCCCGAGCGGCGUCAGUACCCCGGCGAAGCGUCCAACACGGACACUCCAGGCCGCUGGAGAACUGUCCGACUCGAGCGCAAAUGCUCACCGGAGACCGGGUCCGUUGGCUACCAAGAGACAACAGAGGCUCCGGUGCGGCGUAGGCGUCGCCCAGUCCGGCACCGGCGGUUAUCAGUUCUACGGCCCAGCCUCCAAUUUUGCUUUUCUGCAAUGCAUUUACCAGCGUAUACACCGCAAUGCACCGAACCACCAAGACCGUCCUGGUGCCAUGUGCGUCUGGGGCUUCGACAAGUUCGCCUUCCCCGCUGCUGGGACAGCGGCCCAGGACCACAGAAGGGCUCCCGUAUGCGUCCCCAAGGAGAUGGGCGACUGCUUCAUCAAGACCUAUUUCCAAGUCGCCCAUCCGCAGUAUCCAUUCCUACUGCGGUCCGAGAUCCAACAAGCUUGGGCUUCCUUCUGGAAUCCGCCACGGGAGGGUCACCAAGACAGCGUCGGGAAAACGGCCAGGAACAUUGUGUUAAUGGUGCUCGCGAUUGGCGCUCACAUGUCGAGUCUCCACAAAGACAAGGACGCCGCUACCAUGAGUGACUGGGCCGCAUAUCUUGCAUCAUGCGCCCGGCUAGACGACUUGUCCUUUGGCGAUGUGUCACUCCAGAACGUGCACCUGCUUCUCCUCAAGUCGAUCUUCGCCAUGCAGCUGAUGCGACCCAACGAUUGUUAUCUCUACGUAGGACACGCUGCCGUUAAUGCUCUCGCGCUCGGCAUGGGCCGCGCCCAAGUUGCCAAUGGGAAUCGAACGGGCAUGUAUCGCCUGCGUGUCACGUUCUACACGCUAUAUGCGGUGGAACGACUCGUGGCUCUGUUUUACGGCCGGCCCUCUUGUCUCCGCGAUGAUUCUAUCGAUGCCACGCUGCCCGAGGACCUUCCAGAGAAUCACGGAGGCGAUACGAUCUGCGACAUGAGCUAUGUGCGGGCCAAGGCGCAGCUGGCACGCAUCGCCGACCGCAUCAACACCAACCUGUACUUCUGCACCCCCGUCGCCGCCGACCUAACGACCAUUGUCCGUAUCGUGCGCGAGUGCGAUGCUGAGAUGGACAUCAUCCUCCAGUCGUUACCGCCUUUCCUGCACUUUUUCGACACCCACAUGGCGCCCAGUACCGAGUCGUGGCAAGAGGUUCAGCGCACGCAUCUGGGACUUGCAUACUAUCAUAUUCGUACCCUUAUGCACCGGCCUUCUCUUGUUUGGCUAUCCAUGUGCGCCUCCAAGGCCGAGGCCUUGUCUGAAGCCCGAGCCAUGGGCGUGCAGGAUCUCCAGGAGUCUAUCGACGUGGCCAUGGACGCGGCCAAGGCUCUUAUCGCCCUGGCCCUGGACGCCUGCGCCACGCGCGCCCCCGAGAUGCGACAGGACUCGGGGGUCGCGUACAACAUCAUCGCCGCUUGUCUGACCCUGCUGUACGACGUGCUGGAAGGCCCCAGCAGGACGGCCGCCGGGAAUGCGGCGAGCACGUUCGAGGCGGUGCAGGAUGGCAUCAACUGCCUGGACUAUAUGAAGCAUCAUGGACCGCAUUUUGGCAAGGUGACAUUGAGCUCUCGCAUUGUUGGCGUUGCCAAAGAUGCGUUCCGGCAUAUAUUUGACAGCGAGGCGUCCAACAACAAUGCAGGCGGUGACAACGAAGCUUCUGCCUCCGCCCCUGUUACGGAUUCGACAUCGUCGCAGCGGCUAGUACAAAAUUAUACAGAAAAGACUAGUCAUAUAAGUGAUCUCGACUCCCUCCUUGGCCAGUUUCCUUGGCUUGCGUAA